Molecule: messenger RNA, 2104 nt
Organism: Ananas comosus (pineapple)
Lineage: Eukaryota; Viridiplantae; Streptophyta; Magnoliopsida; Poales; Bromeliaceae
Product: ATPase family AAA domain-containing protein 3-B-like
Exons: 8
Coding region: 111-2057 (648 amino acids)
Biological process (GO): mitochondrion organization
Cellular component (GO): mitochondrion
Molecular function (GO): ATP hydrolysis activity; ATP binding; zinc ion binding
Source: RefSeq, a predicted model, not a curated record
AAACCUUAAACCCUACACUUCCAACGCUCCCUUUCUAAAACCCUUUUUUUUCCGCAGCUCCUCUCCGGCUCCACCUCCUACCCCGGUCUCUCCUCUACCCCUUAUUCUCCAUGGCUAGGGCUCCGGCGACCGUGGUCUCCGCCGCCGUCGCCGCGGUGGCGCUCGCGGCGGAACGUGCCUACGCCGACGGGCCCUUCCGCUUCCCCCCCUUCUCCUCCUCUUCCUCCUCCUCCUCCUCCUCGCCCCCGGUGGCGCCACCGUCUCCGGCGGCCCCCGGAACCGGCCACGCUCCGGCGGAGGAGGCGCCGGAGAAGCCCAGGGCUCGUAACGAUAACCCUCGGACCACAGCGGCGGGGUUCGAUCCAGAGCCCCUGGAGAGGGGCGUGGCGGCGUUGAACGAGAUCAAUAAGUCGCCUAAUGCUAAAAAGGUGUUUGAGCUGAUGAAGAAGCAAGAAGAGACGCGGCAGGUGGAAUUGGCAGCGAAGAAAGCCGAGUAUCAGGUCAUGCAAGCGCAGUACGAGACUGAUAGGCAACGUGUGAUCUAUGAAGAGCAGAAGAAAUUAGUUCAACAGCAGGCACAAACAAAGGCCCAAAUGGCUCGCUAUGAAGAUGAGUUAGCAAGAAAAAGGAUGCAGGCAGAGCAUGAAAGCCAAAGAGCAAGAAAUCAAGAACUUGUCAAAAUGCAAGAAGAGUCAUCAAUCCGACAGGAGCAAAUACGUCGUGCUACUGAAGAACAAAUUCAAGCCCAAAUAAGACAGACAGAGAAGGAGAAGGCAGAGAUAGAGCGUGAGACUAUAAGAGUCCGGGCCAUGGCAGAAGCGGAAGGAAGAGCACAUGAAGCUAAGCUAGCUGAAGAAGUUAAUAGACGUAUGCUGAUUGAGCGAGCGAAUGCUGAGAGAGAGAAAUGGAUCUCGGCAAUUAACACAACUUUUGAACAUGUCGGAGGUGGAUUGCGGGCAAUAUUAACUGAUCAGAACAAGUUAGUUGUUGCUGUUGGGGGUGUAACUGCCCUUGCUGCAGGAAUCUAUACUACCAGAGAAGGUGCUAGAGUUGUUUGGGGGUAUGUGGACCGCAUUUUGGGCCAGCCAUCUCUAAUUAGAGAGUCAUCACGGGGAAAAUACCCUUGGUCUGGCUUGUUCUCUCGUGCUAUGAGCUCAGCAUCAAGUUCAGCAUCAAGCUCAGCAUCAAACAGAAUUACCAAUGGAAACAAUCCUGGAAAGAACGGGAAUGGUUUCGGUGAUGUUAUCUUGAAUCCCUCCCUUCAGAAAAGAAUCAAACAGCUUGCUGAUGCCACAGCUAAUACAAAGGCCCAUCAAGCCCCAUUUCGGAACAUGCUCUUCUAUGGGCCUCCUGGUACAGGAAAAACAAUGGCAGCAAGAGAACUAGCUCGUAGAUCUGGCUUAGAUUAUGCUCUGAUGACUGGUGGGGAUGUUGCACCAUUGGGAUCACAAGCGGUCACCAAGAUACAUCAACUAUUUGACUGGGCCAAGAAAUCUAAUAGGGGUUUGCUCCUCUUCAUUGAUGAAGCAGAUGCCUUCUUGUGCGAGCGGAACAAGACAUAUAUGAGUGAAGCCCAACGGAGUGCCCUUAAUGCCCUUCUCUUCCGCACUGGGGACCAAUCCAAAGACAUUGUUCUUGCCCUUGCCACCAACCGGCCAGGUGAUCUUGAUUCCGCAGUUGGCGACCGUAUUGAUGAGGUCCUCGAAUUCCCUCUCCCUGGCGAAGAGGAAAGGUUUAAACUGCUGAAGCUCUACUUGGAUAAGUACAUUGCAAAGGCCGGGGAAAAUAAAAAGCGUGGUUGGUUUAGUCUUUUUCGUCGCCAGCCGCAAAAAAUAGAGAUUAAAGGUAUAACCGAUGAUAUAAUUAGGGAGGCGGCAGCUAAGACCGAAGGUUUUUCUGGUAGAGAGAUUGCGAAGCUGAUGGCCGGUGUGCAAGCUGCAGUUUAUGGGAGUAAAGAUUGCGAGCUUAACCCAGGUUUGUUUAGGGAGGUAGUAGAUUACAAAGUCGCCGAGCAUCAGCAGAGGAGAAAGCUAGCUGCUCCUGACCAGGGUGCUUAAGCUUUAUUUAUUUAUUCUUUCUAACCGGUUUUUUUUUUUUUUUUUUU